ACUUACGUGCAGAAGUUCUGAAGAUCAGAGUCACAGAGUGUUCGUACAUUCUAGCACUGUCCCCUCAUUCCAUAAAGAAUGGCCACUUCUACUCCUGCUCAGAACGUACCGACAGUAUCAGACCUGCGAGCGGAUGUUCGCAAGCUUCUCCAAAAUAGAGAUAAAGAGUUUAAUGUUCUAGUUGUUGGUCGCGCUGGGUCAUGUAAAUCAACGCUGAUAAACUCCAUGAACAUGGCCCUUGCAGAGAGAUGGAGCGAGCUGGCCGAAUUUGGAAUGGGAGAUAGCAAUAACACUCUGAGGCUUGACAAGAUUCCAAUGUUCACAGAUGACUUCAUGGAAAAGCCAGUCGAGAACUAUAAUGCAAAGGUGAACUUUUGGGACUGUGCUGGCAUUGAGAAUGUAUCGGAUGAUGCUUAUGGGGAGUUUAUCGGCCUCACUUUAGACGGGAAGGUUGCAGAUAAGACUAGUGUUUUCGCCACUGUCAAUCAAGGAAACAGGCUAACGACAGUCAGAGAACUCCGGGAGAAAUUCGACACAGCAGUCGAAGAAAACAGGUUUCACAGGCUCCUGCUCCUUUGUGCAGCCGACGAGACGGCCUCGGAGAAUUUGCUGACUUUGAUUAACACGACAACUUCUGCUCACAGGAACAAGGGAAGAAACAUACCAGUCUUCCUUGUUAUGAGUAAGGCCGACAGGAUUCAGGACGACCAGCGUCAGUACAAAGAACGAAAGCAGACAGCAGAGCGUCUGCUAAACCUUGGAGGCAACCAGCAGAGGUCAAAAGAGCUGACUCUGUAUCAUGUAGCCAGGGAGGGAGAGGACGGAGGGUGUGAUGUAGAUGCGUUUGGCAAAUUUUUGCAGAACGAAGAUAUUGACAGAAGCCUCCUUAUCUUGCUCAUAAGUCUUCUUGAUCGAGCCUAUGACAGGGGUCUGUCGUACAAUGAAAACACUGAAAUCGAACCCGAGGUUGAACCUGAGCCGGCCCCAGAACCAAGUGGACUCAUCAGCGGGGUUGCUAGACUUUUUCAAUUGAGAUCAUAGAUAAAAGGUACAUGACAAUCAGUUCCAUGAUCUGAUUCAAUAUCACAAUAGGCCGAUUUGUGUGUGCAUCUCUCACAUGCUCUCUAGAUUUAGAUUAUAACGGUACGGUAUUCAAUCUUUGUGAUUGAAAUUACACCUGGGUUGAACAACAGUACAAUGGCCACCAUGUAGCUGGAUAAUUCAGGCAGUCAAUCAGUAUUUUGCACAGUAUUUUGUUUUGAUUCGGCUAAGUGUAACCAGGCCUUAAUGGGGGCUUGGAAAGCAGCGCUAUGCCACUGAGAUGGGUCACCCUGGCUGAUUAAACAUUGCCUUUUUCUUCUGACUACACAUUUCGAUGUCCAAAAUGUGCACAUGGACUCACUGCUGCAAAUGCUGUCCGAUAUAGUCAACCCGACACUUACCUCAUUACUUUGUGACUGGAGGGUAACCUCCGUCGACAAAGUAUUGUGAACAUUUUUUUCGGCGAGCGUUCGAACCUAUAUCUCUAUGUCCCGCUUACCACAUUCGUAUGUGGUUUGGCACGUCGCCCCCACACCGGUGUGAAAUGAUGCACGUUCCUUUCUAUUGGCCGUAGCUGUUGUUAUAAUCGAUGUAAUAAUUCAGAAAUCCCGAAUUUUAGAAGUUUUUGUCUUUCACUCACCGUCUGGGGAAUAGAUAUCUUUACCAUUGUUUUGUUUUAGUACUGUUUUGUAAUUGCUGUUCAUUUUUUAAAAAUCUAUUUGUAAGAAUAUUUGAUGUUAUCAUUUUUUUUAUUUGCCUGUUAUUAUAGUUUGUGGCUUGUUUUAACCGCACGCUGGAGGUGUGGGCCUUGUAAAGGAUGUAGUGUCCUGUUGCCGUCACCUCUCAGUUCUGUGAAUGCUAAUAAAUAAAAAAUGAUAUAGAUAACAACUGAUAAGAUCAAAAUGUUGUGAUUUAAAACUAUUGCUAUAUCUAGACUCCAGUCAAUACAAUUUUGUAAUUCUCGUAGUAAAGUAAGACCCUAUUCAAAUUCUGUCAUUUCACAUACGUAUGGAAGAUGUCUGAAACUACUGUCAGAAUUGGAGUUCAAUAACUGUAUAUAAUAUUAUUAGAUGAUGAUGAUAAGAAAA
Branchiostoma floridae (Florida lancelet) is the source of this 2129-nucleotide messenger RNA. RefSeq lists its product as uncharacterized. Bases 79 to 1041 code for a protein of 320 amino acids. NCBI's taxonomy places the organism in Eukaryota, Metazoa, Chordata, Leptocardii, Amphioxiformes, Branchiostomatidae. The transcript is spliced from 2 exons. The record is from RefSeq and is a predicted model, not a curated record.